Molecule: messenger RNA, 1734 nt
Organism: Bufo bufo (common toad)
Lineage: Eukaryota; Metazoa; Chordata; Amphibia; Anura; Bufonidae
Gene: FAM110C
Product: family with sequence similarity 110 member C
Exons: 1
Coding region: 103-1038 (311 amino acids)
Source: RefSeq, a predicted model, not a curated record
CGCAGCAGAGACACGGCAGUAGCUCUACCUGUGCCCUGGACCCCGCACACUGCACUGCUGCCGGGCACCGCGAGGAGUCUUCCCCCACAGGCAGGCGGUGCUAUGCCCACUGAGGUCAUGAGUGCGGUGAGGAUGCAGCCCAUCUCCCAGCUGCAGCACCACAGCCCGGUGCUGCCCAUACGGCUGCUCACCCGGGGGCCCGAGUACCUGCGCCGGCAGAUAGAGACUGGCACCCCAGCCCGCAGCACCAUGAGCGCUGUGGAGAGGCUGGCAGCGGACAAGGCCAAGUACGUGAAGAGCCCGAAAGUGGUGGGCGCGGGGGGCAGCUCAGCGUCAGACAGCAGCAGCACCAGCAGCUCCGGGGGCAGCAGCAAGAGCCAGCAGGAAGCGGAUGGCACCCCCGGUAGUCCCACCGGAGCCCCGGUCAGGCGAGGCAGCAGCAAGAGGCUUCUAAGGCCGGACUCGCUGGUCAUCUACAGGCAGAAGAACAGAGGAGAGGCGACCGCCGAGGAUGUCAGGGCCGGACUGGUGAGGAGACUCUUCCUGGGCAGUGCCAAGGAGAAGCCCAUGGUGUCUAUAGUGCCCUCUGGCGGCGAGCAUCGGAAUGACAGGACCCCUAUAAAAGGGAGGCCCGAUUCCCGGUCCGGCCUGCACCGCUCCCAGUCCGACAUCAGCUCCCGUUACUCCCGCUCCUUCUCUGACUUUGACACCUUCUUCAAGUACUGCGGCCUGGAGGCCGAGGUGGUGGAGGAGCUGGGCAAGGACAGGUUCGCGGCGGCCCCCGAGGACUCGCUGGACGUCACGGGUGGGCACCGGCUCCGCAGUGCCAGUGUGGCCACGUCUGACAGCGGCUUCAGCCGCAGGAGCGGCGGGGAGGGCAGCACUGGGGGACUGCAGGAGGACGAGCCCCUCAGCGGGCACCUGGUGGGCAGCAACGGCAACACGUCCGUAGUAGAGCGCAAUGCCAGGAUCAUCAAGUGGCUGUACAGCUGCAAGAAGGCGAAGGAGACCCGGGGGGCGUCCCCUGACCUGCCCUGAGCGCUGCCCCGACAUGGCUCUUUCAGUAUUGUGCCUGCAGCAUCAGGCUGCUGCUUGGGUGCCAAGGGGGAGGUGGGCAUAGCUGCUGGACAGCGCCUGGCUCCACUUAUCAUUGAGGGCACGCUCCCUGUUAGGUGCCAGCCGCCCUGCACUUGAAUCUUGCAUUAGGACUUGUGAGAUUGGAAGUUUUUUUUGCUGCUGUGAGAUUGUCGUCGUCGUGUUUUAUGUAUAGUGUAUGUGUGCCCCGCUCUGUAGGUGCCCGGACGUGGGUGGGUACCUGGCAGCGGGCAUCUCUACGGUGACUACUGUUGCUUUGUUUCUGCUUGAAUGUAUCAUAGUUCAAUGUGAUGAUGGCAGAUGUAGCAGAGCUGGGCUGCGCUCCCGGAUAACCCUGUGUGUUCUGGCAUGGGGGCACUAAGUGACAGGCUCAGCUCUGCUACAUCUGUGUCACUGGUGCACGUUGUAUCAGACGCUAGAGAAUUGCUUAACGAAUGACGACAAAAUAUUGUGUUAUUAAGGUAACGCUCCCUGUACAGUAACCUGGGGGCAGGACCCGCACUGUUCCCCCUCCGACUACAUGCUGCUGUUUAUGGUAGUCAGUGGAUGACAGGCGAUCCUUUGUCUAGAGCAGGGGUCAGCGACUGCCGGCACUACAAUUCCCAGCGGGCACACUAGCAAUAGAUGUGAAUGGAGCAU